Rhipicephalus sanguineus (brown dog tick) is the source of this 4698-nucleotide messenger RNA. RefSeq names its product WD repeat-containing protein 7-like. Gene Ontology annotation, cellular component: cytoplasm. The record is from RefSeq and is a predicted model, not a curated record. Gene Ontology annotation, molecular function: protein binding. Lineage: Eukaryota; Metazoa; Arthropoda; Arachnida; Ixodida; Ixodidae.
AUGACUAAGGAACUCUGCGCACCCGGUGAGUGGCAUCUUGUCAGCUUGCAGAACAGCGUGGCACCCAUCACCAUGACCACCGCGAGCCAGCUGGUGGUUCCCAUGACGCUUUGGGGCAAGAUAGCCCCCACACACAAUGUGUCAUCUAUCUUCAUCACAAAGGAUCAGAAGAUAAUCGUCACAGGCUGCAACGAUGGCCAGAUAUGCGUCUGGGACAUUAUGGAUGGGCUGAAACAUGCUUUUCGGCCACACUGGUCGAGUUCGGUGCCUGGCCAGUGCCUGUCCAACUGGCGAUGGCUCUUUGCUGGUCAGCUCUUCCGAGACUGGUCCCACAUGAUUUCCGGGGGUGAAAGCUCUCACCUGUUCUGCAAUGGCUACUAUCCGGACAUUGUCAUCCUUGACACUAUGACGUUGACUGUGGCCUUCCAACUCAUGUCACGGAUCACCUCGGACUGGAUCAGUGCCUAUAGUUUCAUCUACGUGGUCAUGAUUGGAAUUCUUGAAAACCUAGGCACACUGAUGUAUGACGUUGUCGUAGCUGUCAGCGCUGGUGGUGUGGCCAAGGUCUGGACUCUGUCACCCGAGGAUUACAAGUCUCCGAGCCCCCUGUACGAGAGCGAGACCAAGAUUCUCAAGUGCCUGCGCACAUUGUGGCUAGCGUGCUGUGCCUACAACCAGCGCACCAUACUUGUGGUGACGGCCAACUGUUGGCAUAUCUACGAUGCUUAUGACUUCGCGCUGCUUUGCUCAACGGACAACCUGCCAUAUGAGCGGUGGAUGGGAGGGGACUUCAUCUCUGGUGACCGUGUGUGCGUGUGGAGUGAUAAGGGUCGUGGUUAUCUCUAUCAGCUGCCAGCCAAUGCCAUUGUUGAAAGCAGGGAGUUUCGCACUGGGCCCAACCCUGAAGACCAUGCUUUCCUCUUCUGUGUGCUUGCUGUUCCCAAUGAUAAGAGGCUCGUGUGCUCUCCUUCUAUGGGAUACUUCUUGGGCACGCGGGGUGGCUUUCACAAAAUGCUCCUUAGGGGAGACUGCAAUGGAUCUAUCGUUGUAUGGAAUGUUGUGGACGGAGCCAAUUGUGAUGUGGCUCACAUACGCCGAAAUGGAAAUGUUGCUCAAAUGAAACCUUUCCUGAGCCUUGCUUUACAGGAUGCUUGGGGUGAAAUGAAGCCUCCGCCCCCUGGCAUUAUGGACAAAAUGGAGCUGCCUGGAGAAAACCAUGAGACAAGGCUCUCUGCCAGCGUCUACUUGCCCCUGCAAGGACGCUUGGUGGUUGGCAGGGAGGACGGCAGCAUCAUUGUCAUGUCGGUCACACAAGCUGUUAUACUGCAGACCUAUGGGAAACAACACCACGACGAUCAACCGCAGCUGUUAGUGUUAAGCGGCCACAUUGGCCGUGUGACGUGCUUGCUGUAUCCGAACCACGUGCAUCCCCGUUACGAUGCUGGUCUCCUGGUAUCCGGGGGCGUAGAUUUCUCAGUCUGCAUGUGGGACCUGUACGGGGGCACACUGCUGCACCGAUUCUGCGACCACGCAGGCGAAGUCUUGCAGCUUCUCGUGCCACCAAACGAAUGCAACCCACGAGUGCUGCAAAGCAUCUGCAGUGUGGCCAGUGACCACUCGGUGGCGCUGCUGAACCUGAAGGAACGCAAACGCAUCUUGCUGGCCUCUCGACACCACUUCCCUCUCAGUGUGGUAAAGUGGCGACCCUCACACGACUUCAUGGUGGUCGGCCUCUUGGAUGGCUCUGUUCAUGUCUGGCAGAUGGAGACAGGCCACCUAGACCGAGUCCUUCGGGGUCUAGCAGCGGAGGAAAUCCUGAACGCAUGCGAAGACUACUCUGGGCACCGAGUAGAACGCAUGACAAGCGUGGCUGGGCAUCACCAUAACAUGGCUGUCAUACGGCACGCCAGCCAGCGUGGAAUGAGCCAUCGGCACCACUCUUCGCACCACCAUGCUCCCGGACACCAGCAUGGAGGACAUGAAGCUGGAGACAGUGCCCAUACACGAUCACGGACACACCCGCUCAUGGUUCAGGGGCUCAGGACCAGCCCGACUGAUCAGGACAGUCACGUGCUGUUCUUUGACAUUGAGGCACUCAUUGGCUUCCUGAACUCCCUGAAAGGAAAGCAGCGCAGAGAUGCUUCCACUGCUCGGACGGGGGCUAGCACUUCACGAGACAUGUCACAACUACUGGCUGAAUUCAAAGUGCAGAUGCAGUCCGAACAGAAUUCUGGAAUGGCGGCAGGUACUCUGGAGCCUGGGGGCCUGGCCAAUCAGUCCGAAUACCAGAAGUACCUCGCCUUGUCCAUGUCCACCUCACCAGAGGCACACAAAAAGGCCUCCUCGGGUUUCAUUGCCAAAGUGAGAGACACCGUAAGAGACACAGCACAGAGCGUUGGCAUAAAACAGACCAGGCAUCAGGCAGCAAGCCUCUAUGGUCUGGAGUGGAAGCUGAACCCGGCAGGAGAUGUGAAGAAUGCAGCAGCUGUGGAAGCCAGUGCCAAGAUGAAGCACCUGAGCCUGGCCGAGACCAAUCUGACCAUGGAGAUUUCGCAGCUGCUGUUGUCCGUCCUGCAUGCUUGGGGGCUCGACCCUGACCUUGACAAGGAACAGGUGUGCGAAAGUAAGCUAGGACUACUGUGCCCCAUGCGACCCACCUGCUUUGGUCUGCUGUCCCGAGGCAACCACAUGAGCCUGCUGCUUCCCACCUACAUGUACCGCAUGAUGCCUCUCUUGCCAAAAGCUGGAUCUAUGGGCAGCACCAAGGAGCGCAAGGUGGUGACCAUGCCAGUGCCCAAGGAGCAGAUUGAAGAGGAGGAGCGGGCACGACGCUUCUCAUCAAAAGGCCACUGGGAGUUAUCGACGGCUGUCACAACCAAUCACCUGAUCUCCGUGAUUGCCCUGGCCAACACACUCAGGUCUAUGAGAAGUGCCACCUUUGUACCCGAGCAGGAGAAGCGCCGAAGGCUACACAGGCGACUGAGUCGUGCUGAUAGCCGUGCCUUCAUGAUGACGCCUGCUGAAGGUGUUGUGGACAGCAGCGGCGCCCUGUCCGUCCUCCAGGAGGUUCUGUCUCAGCAGCAGGCUGAUAUCAAGCAGGGCUGGAGCUUGCUGGCUGCACUGCACACAAUCCUGCUGCCUGACCUGGUAGACACGCCAGACUUCAAGCAGCCACAGGUUGAAAUACUCGCCCGCCGGUGGCAGGACCGCUGCUUUGAGGUGCGUGAGGCAGCUCAGUCUCUUCUUCUUGCGGAGCUACGGCGCAUUGGUGCCAAGGGCCGCAAGAUGGUUGUGGACGAAUGGGCCAUCUACCUGCCAAACUACACCAGUGCCUCUGCCGCUACGUCCUACAUCUCGCCUGGUGGGCCCACUGCAUCAGCACCUCAGCCGGCACCUCCUCCUGAUAGUGGCAGCCCACCCUGUGUUAGCUACCAGUUUAAGUGUGCUCCUGUCAGCCGAGCCUCCUCAGGAGGAAGCACACCGUCAGGGCCCAGACCAAGGGAGACGCAGUCAAUGCGAACGACCAAUGAGCAGAACUCGUCAGACGAAGACGAAGAGGAAGAGAGAGAAGGUGGGAAGGCGACCAAGCACUCCUGGAGUGCUGCCGAGGCCCGCCGAAAGCAGUCUACAGCCAUUGUUCUUCUCGGUGUGAUCGGAGCAGAGUAUGGCCAGGAGAUUGAACAGAGCAAGCGAAAGGGUGCCGAAGACCAGAGGAGGAGGUCUAUCGUGGAGGGAUUUGGACCCACCAACUAUUCUCUUGCACGGCAGACCAGUCAGGCACUGGCACACCUGCUGCUGACACCUGCGUCUUCAUCUCUUCCCGCUCACUCUUCGCUACGCCGAGCGGCCAUUGACCUGAUUGGCCGAGGCUUCGCGGUCUGGCAGGCAUACAUAGAUGUGUCCCGUGUGCUGCUUGGUCUGUUUGACCUCUGCUGCGAUGCAGACAAGCUGCUCCCCAGGGUGUCGUACGGGCUGCCGAUGACACCGGCGGCAGAUUCUUGCCGCACAGCCCGGCAGGCACUGUCCCUGAUUGCAACGUCGCGUCCGCCAGUAUUCAUAACGACGCUGGCACGUGAGGUGCGCCGCUACACCACUCUCGCGCAGGACGCCCAGUCUCUCAACAUCUCGCUGCAUCAGACAGUGCUGUGCCGUGCGCGCCCUGAGAUAUUGCGCAUUAUGGAUUUGCUCAUCAGCAAGAUGGGCGAAGUGGCCAAGCUGCUCGCCGAGGUGAUGGAGAUCGUGCUGCACUGCGUCGACCCCACCCAGCUGAAGGCACGCGGGCUCGGCGAACUGUUCCCUCCGAUAUGCAGAUUUAACAUGGUCAGCUACUGCAAGGCAACGCGGCGCAUUGCUGUUGGAGGCAAGAAUGGCAACCUCACCAUCUUUGAACUGAAGGCCUCAAAGUCGCAGGUAACAAUGGCCCACACAGCGACCGUGGAUGCCUGCACAUUCUCCCGGAUGGCAAAUAUUUGGCCACCUAUUCCAACGGGGAGAACAAGCUCUGCUUUUGGCAGACGGCAUCCGGCCUGUUUGGGCUGGGAAAUGCACAAGCCGCGCUGUGUGCGCACCCACACGACGCCCGAACUGCCAGAAAGUGUAGUUGCCAACCCGCUCAAGAUGGCACGGCUCGUGUGGGUCACCAGCCGCAUCGUCAUCCUCAUGGUGGCCGACGGCACCGAGCAUCGAUUCACCCUCUAG